UGACAGUGACAUUUCACUUUUGUAUUUUUGUUGUGUUGGAAGAAGAAAAUUUAAGAUUUGUUCUCGAAGAUAUUUUAAUUAAAAUAAAUUAAAGAAAACUUAAAAUGGAUCUGAGAGCAUCAGGAGUGUUUGAUAGAUUGGUGGACCGACAAUCUAGGAUACCACAAAAGGAGGACAUUACGUACACAAACGCCGUAAAAAACCUAGCAAAGUACCAUUUUGAAAUUAAGGCUGUAAUACAGGAUAUUUUAGAAUGCCGCGAGUCCAUGGAAGCAUUAAACGAAUUAAAUGAAAAAGGCCGAGCCAAAAUAUCACAGCUGCGUGAUGAAAUAGAAAACUUAGAGCUGUAUGCAAGAGAUAUUGAGAAAGACGAGUAUAUUGUUAAAGUGGAAUCUGAGAGAUAUCAACUGGCCAGUACACUGAAGCAGUUCAAGAAUGCGAACAUGAGAAGCCUGUUUGCCAUAGAGAAGGCUCAGAGGGAUGACUUGCUCCGACAGAAGGAAGGGGAGGACUCCACACUGAGGAACAGGAAGAAAGUUGACAGAGACGGACUACUCAAAAUGUCAUCAGGUGUAACAGAGCAGUUGUUGUCAAUAAGCCGGCAGCUGGCGGACACGGCGCAGCGCAGCCAGGACACACUGGACAACCUGGUGUCCUCCAGCUCCACAGUACAUGGCACACAGUCAGAAUUAGAAAACACGGCCGGCUCCAUAUCUCAGUCGAGCAAGUUACUGAAGAAGUACGGUAGGAGAGAAUUCACUGAUAAAGUCAUAAUGUUCUUUGCAUUCCUAUUUUUCUUAGCUGUGUGUUUGUAUAUUGUCCAAAGAAGAUUGUUUUAGACAAAUAAUUUAGUUUAUAAUUUAUUGUUUAUGUACAAAAUGUAAUCUGUACGCAAAUAUGUAUGCCUUUAAUAAUUGUUAUACUUAGACCUAUUUAUUCGACGAAAGUAAAUGAAUUUCGAAACA
Molecule: messenger RNA, 965 nt
Organism: Plutella xylostella (diamondback moth)
Lineage: Eukaryota; Metazoa; Arthropoda; Insecta; Lepidoptera; Plutellidae
Gene: Sec20
Product: vesicle transport protein Sec20
Biological process (GO): retrograde vesicle-mediated transport, Golgi to endoplasmic reticulum
Cellular component (GO): SNARE complex; endoplasmic reticulum
Molecular function (GO): SNAP receptor activity
Source: RefSeq, a predicted model, not a curated record